Pocillopora verrucosa is the source of this 2352-nucleotide messenger RNA. Its product is annotated as threonine synthase-like 1. Gene Ontology annotation, cellular component: cytoplasm. Gene Ontology annotation, molecular function: pyridoxal phosphate binding. NCBI's taxonomy places the organism in Eukaryota, Metazoa, Cnidaria, Anthozoa, Scleractinia, Pocilloporidae. The record is from RefSeq and is a predicted model, not a curated record. Gene Ontology annotation, biological process: amino acid metabolic process.
GUGAGCUGUUACGUUCGCGUGACUCUUGAGUGACUUGAUUUUCACUUUUUCGAUGCGUUAUAGCAAGAUUUAACUCUAAGAUUUUAUUCCCCAUCAGCAAAAUGUUCCACAGAAUGAAGUGCCGAGCGAACGAUUUUUGUCUUCGACGAAUGGGUUUACAUAGACUACUUGAACGCGCUCUUUCUUCAAAUGGUUGUUUUACAAGCAGGAAUCGAGAAAAUCACUCAAUGUGCUGCUUCGAAAAGAAUAGAUGGAAAUAUCUUGUAAAUUUACAGAAAAGAUCCCUGCAAGACGGAAGGACAAAGGGUGACAAUAUUAUUCUUAUGGGAAGUCCUGGUGCAGGAAAAACUUCUGUUGGAAGAAUCCUUGGGAGACAUUUGCAGAGGGAAGUUCUUGAUAUUGAUGAUGAUGUCUUGGAGAAGGUGUGGGGAAUGACAGUUGCAGAAAAGUUGUCUCAAGUGGGCUCUGAUGGUUUUGUUGAAGCAGAGGGGCAAGCAUUGUUGCAGUUCUUUCCCAACAAUGCUGUUGUGUCUUUGAGUGGGUCCAAUCCAAUGCAUGCAACAGCCAUGGAUCACACCAGAUCACUUGGGACUGUUGUGUACUUAGAUGUGGCAGAUGAAGAGAUAUUGAAUCGUCUGGCUGCUAUGAAAGUAAACAGGAUUGUUGGACAGAAUGAAGGUAUUAGUAUGAAUGAAAUUCUUCAGUAUCGUAAACAGUUUUACGAAUCUAGCUAUGACGUUCGUGUCAUCUGUGCCAAUGGAGACUCCAUCGAAGAAAUUGCCAGCAAAGUUCGGACAAGUUUGGCAGAGUUAAGCAUCGAUCAGGGAUUUACAAGCACAAGACAGGAACACUCUGACACUGGUGACAGUCCAGGAUUUUUACGAGUGGUGUUAGAAGGACUGGCGCCCGACGGAGGACUAUACGUACCCAAGAAAAAGAUACCACACUUUACUGAAGGUCAAUGGGAAAGGCUUGUAGACUGUAGCUACCAAGACAGAGCUUUGCGAAUUCUAGAAACAUGGAUUUCACCAAGCGAACUUCAUCCGUCAAGUUUGCGCCAAAUGGUUUACAAGGCUUACUCCAGUAAUUUCCAACACGAAGGAGUUGCCCCAGUUGUCAAACUUAACGAGCAGUUCUAUCUACAAGAACUAUUCCAUGGACCUACCGCCUCUUUUAAGGACAUGGCUUUGCAGUUGACACCGCAGUUUUUUAGCGAAGCUAUCUCUCGAACGUGUUCCUCUGAUGAGGAUCUUAAACGUCUCAUUCUCGUUGCCACAUCAGGAGACACGGGUAGCGCGGUGCUGGAGGGUUUUAAAGAGAACUUUGAUACUGAUGUCCUCAUUCUCUACCCAGAGGAAGGUGUCAGUUCGAUCCAAAAGGCGCUGAUGGUUUCGUCUGAUGGUCAAAAUAUGCGCGUGAUCGGAGUGAAAAGCGACUUCGACUUCUGCCAAACUGCAAUUAAGACAAUCUUUAACAAUAUGUCGUUUAGCAAGAAACUAGCAGAGUCGUAUGGUGUACAACUGAGUGCGGCGAACUCUAUAAACUGGGGAAGAUUAUUACCACAAGUUGUUUAUCAUGCCUCGGCAUAUUUGGAUCUUGUUCAAUCUGGAGUUAUCUCCAUGGGCGAGGAGGCAGAUUUGUGUGUACCAACAGGAAACUUUGGCAAUAUUCUGGCUGCCUACUAUGCAAAGGAAAUGGGAAUACCUCUCAAUAAUCUGAUCUGCGCUUCCAACGAAAAUAACAUUCUUACAGACUUCUUUCACUCUGGUUCUUACGACAUGAGUAAACGAAGGAUUCAACAGACCCUUUCUCCAUCUAUCGACAUUCUCAAGUCGUCCAACUUGGAAAGAUUACUUUAUCAUGUUACUGGACGAGAAGUGUCUGGGUUGAUGAAGUCGUUGGAUGAAAAUAAGCAUUUUCAGAUUUCUGGUGAUCUUUGGAGCCACUUGUCAACUGUAUUUAAAGCGGAUUGGACUACAGAAAAGAGGUGUCUGGAUGUGAUAAAAUCGACCUAUGAAGAAAAUAACUACAUCUUUGAUCCUCACACAGCAGUGGCUAAAGACGUAGCGGAUCGCUUUGCAAAUCCUCAUCGACCCCUUAUCAUCUCUUCAACUGCCCACUAUAGCAAGUUUGCGUACGAUGUUCUAAAAGGACUGUCAAAAUUACCAGCAUCCCAAGGUCCUUUGGACUUGUUUGGGAGUCUAAACAAACUUGGUGCCAACCCUUCUGCGCAUGCCAAUCUUGAAACUGUUGUCAAGCGAGAUCAAAAGCAGAAUACCACGUGCUUAGCGGAAACUAGUGUAAUCAUGAAGGAAAUAGAAGCCUUUUUAAGUCGAUGAUUAUGGACGGGGA